UCUGUAUCCAAUCUGUAUCGUAAAUAAGACGCAACCACAUCGGUAUUUCUCAAUCAAAAUCGUUUCAAUACCAAUGACCUGCUAGUGAAAGGUACUCAGUACUUGUACACUUCGCUAGAGGUCCCCCAGCAAUGGCGGGUCCAAGUUCCCAGACCGAACCCGCGCCGACACGAGACCAAGAGACAGAGCCGAGGCCUCGGCCCCGCCAUUGCUUGUGUUCCCCGGCGAGACUUCUCUCGGACCAGACAGAUUCCCAAAACUAAACGUUAUGUACCUUAACACAAUCCACACUCGCUGAUAUCGCUCAAGCCAUCUCAAGUCGCGCGCGCAUUGCGCACCCUAGUCCCACGGCGACCCGGCCAUGGCGUCCAUGCUAGAGUUUCGCACGCCGGGCUUCAACCCGUAUGCCGUCAAGUACUCGCCCUACUACGACUCGCGACUCGCCGUUGCCGCCUCAGCCAACUAUGGCAUCGUCGGCAACGGCCGCCUCUUUGUGCUCGGCCUGGGCCCGGCCGGCAUUCAGCCCGAAAAGACAUUCGACACCAACGAUGCCCUCUACGACCUCGCCUGGUCCGAAAUCAACGAGAACCAGCUGGUUGUCGCAUGCGGCGAUGGUUCUCUCAAGCUGUUUGACCUGGCUGCCGGCGACUUCCCCGUCAUGAAUUUUGCCGAGCACAAACGCGAGGCCUUUUCCGUCUGCUGGAAUCCAAUUGCUAAAGACAGCUUCAUCUCAAGCUCGUGGGACGGCACCGUCAAAAUCUGGUCCCCCUCGCGCCCAACAUCCCUCAAGACCCUCCCGGUCGGCAACUGUACCUACUCGGCCUGCUUCUCCCCAACCAACCCGGCCAUCAUCUCGUGCGUCUCCUCCGACUCGCACAUCCGCAUCUUCGACCUGCGCACGCCCGUCAGCGCAAAGUACCACCUCACCACCGUCAUCCCCGCCCACGCGCCACCACCGAUGCAGAGCCCGACCCUCCCCCUUCUCUCGACAGGCCAGACCUUUGCCGGCGCCGCGCCCUCCGAGAUCCUCACGCACGACUGGAACAAGUACCGCGACACGGUGCUCGCGACCGGCGGCGUCGACCGCGUGGUGCGCACCUUUGACGUGCGCAACCCGGCCGGUGGCCCCAUCGGCGUGCUGCUCGGUCACGAGUACGCCGUGCGCCGGCUCGCGUGGAGCCCGCACGCCAGCGACGUGCUCGCGAGCGCGAGCUACGACAUGACGGUGCGCGUUUGGUCCGACGGGUCGGCGGUACCACAGCCACCACCACCGCCGCAACAACAACAACAGCAACACCCACAAGCCAGUACGAUAAUACCCGUCGGGACACAGCUUGGCGUCAUGAACCGGCAUUCCGAGUUCGCGACGGGCGUCGACUGGUGCCUAUUUGGCACCGGCGGCUGGCUGGCGUCGGCCGGGUGGGAUCAGAGGGUGCUUGUCUGGGACGCGCAUACCCUGCUGAGGGGGUGAUACCUGUGUUUUACUGUACCUGUACAUCGAAGGCUGUGGGCGGAUUGACCGUUGGGGACUGGCCGGAAGUGAAGGAACAAUGUCACACUGUAAUAGUAUCCGUGUGUCUGUGUGGAGAAGGAUACGAUACGAUGAUACCCCGCUUUGGAGAAGGUAUGAGGAAGGAGAGUUCAGAGGAGGGGGGAUUCGGCGCAGCGCGAUUCGGGCUUUGGAAACGUCAGGUUAGGCGGGAUAAGGGAGGGCUGGGGUAUGAAAAGGGGAAUGGCGUUGACCAGAGCCCUGAGCAUGAGAUUGGGUUUGACCUCGAGGAGAAAACUUGGCGUUCUGGCAAGACUGGGCAAUACUUGUGCAAUCUCCAUGCCUGGGGAACAGUGUAGAAUGUAGAGUAAGGUAGCGAUGCACAUAAACCUACCCUACCUUGGAACCUAUACCAAGUCCAAGGCUUCGAUCACAUCAACGAAAAACACUAGCUCGAAUCCCAAGGCUGUC
This is a messenger RNA of Parathielavia appendiculata, 1960 nucleotides long. RefSeq names its product WD40 repeat-like protein. Gene Ontology annotation, biological process: protein import into peroxisome matrix. Bases 362 to 1471 code for a protein of 369 amino acids. Gene Ontology annotation, molecular function: protein binding. Lineage: Eukaryota; Fungi; Ascomycota; Sordariomycetes; Sordariales; Chaetomiaceae. The transcript is spliced from 2 exons. Gene Ontology annotation, cellular component: cytosol; peroxisomal matrix. The record is from RefSeq and is a predicted model, not a curated record.